Molecule: messenger RNA, 1441 nt
Organism: Phaethon lepturus (White-tailed tropicbird)
Lineage: Eukaryota; Metazoa; Chordata; Aves; Phaethontiformes; Phaethontidae
Gene: AMDHD2
Product: amidohydrolase domain containing 2
Biological process (GO): N-acetylglucosamine catabolic process
Molecular function (GO): N-acetylglucosamine-6-phosphate deacetylase activity
Source: RefSeq, a predicted model, not a curated record
AUGGCCCAGGAGCUUGGUGUGUGUGCAACUGUCCCUUCAGGGAGGACCUGUGGGUGCGAGAGGGGAAGAUCCUCAACCCGGAGAAACUCUUCUUUGACGAGAAGGGCUCUGCUGACAUCCAGCUGGACUGCAAGGACAGCAUCAUUGCCCCGGGCUUCAUCGACGUCCAGAUCAAUGGAGGCUUUGGGGUAGACUUCUCCUUGGCUACAAAUGACUUCAAAUCAGGGAUUGACCUGGUCAGUCAGAAAAUCCUCUCCCAUGGAGUGACCUCCUUCUGUCCCACCCUGGUGACCUCUCCUCCGUCUGUGUACCACCAGGUUCUCCCUCAGAUCAGUGUAAGAAAUGGUGGAGCCCACGGAGCAGGUAUUCUGGGGGCCCAUCUGGAAGGACCAUUCAUCAGCAAGGAGAAGAAAGGGGCACACCCGGAGCAUUGCCUCCGCACCUUUGAGGCAGGUGCCUUCCAGGACCUGCUUGCCACCUACGGGUCCCUGGACUGUGUCCGGAUAGUCACCCUGGCCCCAGAGAUGAAGAGGAGCAGUGAGGUGAUCCGGGAACUCUCCAAGCGGGGCAUCUGUGUCUCACUCGGUCACUCGGUGGCUAAUCUCUCCCAGGCUGAGGAGGCUGUUCAGCACGGUGCUACCUUCAUCACUCACCUCUUCAAUGCCAUGUUGCCAUUCCACCAUCGUGACCCUGGGAUUGUGGGGCUGCUGACAAGUGACAGAUUCCUGCUGACAAGGAACAAGAUUCCUGCGGGGCGGAGGGUCUUCUACGGCAUGAUCUCUGAUGGCAUCCACACCAACCCUGCUGCCCUACGAAUUGCCCACCGAGCCCACCCCAAAGGCCUGGUGCUGGUGACGGAUGCGAUUGCUGGCAUGGGGCUGGCACCAGGUCGUCACACGCUGGGUCAGCAGGUGGUGGAGAUCGAUGGGCUGAACACCUACAUUGCAGGGUGCUCAGUAGAGACCGCGUUGGAGGCAGCAUCUCUGCAUCCUGCCCAGCUCCUGGGGAUUGAACACAAAAAGGGGACACUAAAUUAUGACUCCGAUGCAGAUUUCCUGAUGCUGAAUGACGAUCUGUAUGUGCAAGCCACAUACAUUGCAGGCAAGGAAGUCUGGAGACAGGAUGCGUUAGGCAUGUGACACUGGGCUGUCCUGGUGCCCUCCGAGGCUCCCUGGCACCGUGGUUAGCAGCUUUGGUAACCACUCCACUUCUCUUUUUUUUUUUUUUUUUAAUUCCUUCCUGCAACUCCCUUAAAGGAGCCUCAUACCAAAGAGCUGCGUUUUCCAGCGCAACUGCUGCUUCCAGUUACAGCCAUGCCUGCAACAAAUUUGUUGGUGCUCAGUUGGUGGAGUGGGGAAAGCAGGCAGAUCUGUGCUGGGGGGGAUUGUCAGUCCCCAGAGUGACCUGAAGGACUGCACAGUUGUCCUGCAUGGAGUCCCCA